This is a messenger RNA of Emiliania huxleyi CCMP1516, 1020 nucleotides long. RefSeq lists its product as hypothetical. The transcript has 9 exons. The record is from RefSeq and is a predicted model, not a curated record. Lineage: Eukaryota; Haptophyta; Isochrysidales; Noelaerhabdaceae. Gene Ontology annotation, molecular function: RNA binding; protein binding. Bases 1 to 1020 code for a protein of 339 amino acids. Gene Ontology annotation, cellular component: catalytic step 2 spliceosome.
AUGGCAGCCGAGAGCUCUGCUCUUGUGGCAAAGCGGCAGCGCACCGACGCCAGCGGAGCCCUCGUCCCCGCGGCGGGCACCGCGGCUGCCGGCGGCACGCUCGUCGCCGGGCCGCAGCGCACCUCCGACCUGCUCGCGCCGAUCCUGCUGCUGGCCGGCCACGGCGCGGCGGUGCACACGGUGAAGUUCAGCCCGGGGGGCGAGCUGCUGCUGUCGGGCUCGCACGACAAGACGCUGCUGCUGUGGGAGACCUUUGGCGAGUGCAAGAACGUGCUCACGCUCAAGGGCCACGCAAAUGCGGUCGUCCACUGGCUGGGGGCGGAGAACGCGGUCUCCGCGUCGGCCGACAAGCUCGUCGCGUUGUGGGAUGUGAAGACGGGAGGCCGCAUCCGCAUGUACAAGGGGCACACCUCGUUUGUCAACUCCUGCUGCCCCGCCGCCGACGCGCCGCUCAUCGUCUCGGGCGGAGACGACUCGGUGGCGCGGGUGUGGGACACGCGCGUCCGCACCUGCCAGAGCGUGAUCGACCACCCGCUGCCCGUGACGGCCGUCUCUACCUCCGCCGACGGCAAGGAGGUCUACACGGGCUGCCGGUACCCGCGGCUGUCCAUGGCGCGCGGCCUGGACAUGUCCCGGACGCGUCCCUUAGGCAUCGCGCUCUCGCCCGACGGGCAGCGGCUGCUGAGCAACGCUAUGGACAACACACUCCGCUGCUGGGACGUCCGCCCCUUUUGCGAGGGCGGCCGCUGCGAGAAGCUCUUCCUCGGUGCGCAGCACAACUACGAGAAGGGGCUGCUCAAGUGCGCGUGGUCGGCGCGCGGGCCUGCGGACGGGGCGCGCGUGGCGUGUGGCUCGGCGGACCACUUCGUGUACGUGUGGGACGCGGCGACCAAGCGGAUCAAGUACAAGCUUCCCGGCCACACCGGGUCCAUCAACGAGGUCGCCUUCCACCCCACCCAGCCCAUCCUCGCCUCGUGCGCAAACGACAAGCACGUCUACCUCGGCGAGAUCCGCCCCUAG